Messenger RNA from Capra hircus (goat), 1504 nucleotides. RefSeq names its product CD48 antigen-like. NCBI's taxonomy places the organism in Eukaryota, Metazoa, Chordata, Mammalia, Artiodactyla, Bovidae. The annotation marks the transcript as partial. The transcript is spliced from 3 exons. The record is from RefSeq and is a predicted model, not a curated record.
UCCACACAGUCAAAGUCUUUGGUGCUGUCAAUAAAGCGCUAUUCAAAAUAUGCAACCCCCGGGACAAUGUGAGUCUACAAAUCUCCAAUCUGCCUAAGAACCACAAAUCACUCACCUGGUUUUAUACUACUGACCAGAAGAUUGUAGAGUGGGAAUCUGGUGAGCCUACUAAGUACUUCGAUACUAAAUUUAAGGACAGGGCCACGCUUGAUUCUCAAAGUGGCACACUGCACAUCCGCAAGGUCCAGAAGGAAGACAGCAGUACUUACCUCCUGAGGGUGCUGAAGGACAGUGGACACGAGGAGGAAUACAAGAUCUCUCUGAUGGUGCUUGUCCAAGGAUUGACUGUAGCUCGCAGGAAGGGAAGAGCUGAGUGAAGAAGACGGGUUGACUGGAGCUGCACAUGACCUCAGGCAAAUCUGACGCUGAGUUUCAGUUAUCAAAUACAAGUAGUAAUCUCUGUUUUCCUCACCUCACAGGGCUCCAAUAUGAUCAGGUAAAUAGGGUGUCAUAUGCAGUUUCAGGUAGUGAGCUGACUCCAUUUCCCCAUGCUGAUCUUUCUGGGAGGGUAACUACUUCCAAGACAGGAGCUCACAGAUUGAGGAGAGUGGUUUUUAUUGGUCAUCUCCAUGGUGAAAAUCAAAAAUGUCCCCAGUCUGAAACUGCUACAAAUAUGGUACAUCAGGGACUGUGACUUUCCUAUGGGUCUUCAAAGGGUCCUGGGUGGGUGAAUAAUUCAUUUUGAUUCAAGAGGGAUGGGCCUGAAACUCUUAGACCCAAGGGUGCAGAAUACAUUCAUUUGGGUGAAAUAACCUGUGAUAAUAGGUUAGUAAUAAAAUACUUGAAUAUAGGUUAAUAAUAAUCAUACUGAUGUUCAGUGAGUAGGCCAAUGUAAAGGUUUAAAUAGUGAACUUACCCAAAAGGGAGGAAGAGCUUGGGGGUGGAGGGGGGAGACCAAUACUCAAACUGUGUAGAUCUGAUUUUCCACAUUUUGUGCUCUCAGCCUAUGCCACACAUGAUCUACUUUCUACUCCUCACAUGAUUUAGAGUUGGCUCAGGUCAGAAAUCCCCUAAGGUGGGUACUCUGGUUAAUCAGUGUGUUUCCUGUCUGGGAAAGCAAAGGCAGAUAUUCACUCUCAGGGGUCUUUAACAUUUUCUGAGUACCAAUCCCUCUGGAAACCAGUAGAAUCUAUGGAUCCUCUCACCAGAAAAGAGAACUAACACACAUUCAAACAAAAUUGUUUUUUUAAUUCAAAUUUAUUGAUUCAAAUUGAAGGAUAAUUGCUUUAAAACAUUGAGUUCAUUUCUGCCAUAUAUCAACAACACCCCGCUAUAGGUAUACGUAUAUUCUCACCCUCACGGACCUCCCUCCCACCUCUCACCCCAUCCCACCCCUCUAGUUUGUCAUUUGUGCCCUGCGUCACACUAGAAAUUUCCACCAACUCUCUAGUUUCACAUAUGGUGAUGGUUGUUAAAGGGCUACUCUCUCAAUUCGUCCCACCCU